This is a messenger RNA of Triticum aestivum (bread wheat), 2454 nucleotides long. RefSeq lists its product as uncharacterized. Gene Ontology annotation, molecular function: protein binding. The record is from RefSeq and is a predicted model, not a curated record. The coding region runs from base 12 to 2333 and encodes 773 amino acids. The transcript has a single exon. NCBI's taxonomy places the organism in Eukaryota, Viridiplantae, Streptophyta, Magnoliopsida, Poales, Poaceae.
AACAUACAUCCAUGGCCACGCCCUUGUCGCUGCAGCGCCUCGUCUUUGACUUGGACCAUAGCCGCGAGCAACGAUCCGUGCUGCAGACACCCGAGACGACGAGGUGUGCCAACAAGUGUGCGCUGAGCGGUCGUGCUCAGUUGACGACGCUACCGGAUGAUCUCCUCGUGGAGAUCUUUGCCCGGCUGCCGGCCAAGUCGGUCGGCCGCCUCCGCUGCAUGUCGCGCUCGUGGGCCGCAACGCUCACGUCGGCCUCCUUCGUCGAGCUCCACCUCCGUGAGGCCAACCGUCACCGGUCCACGCCCAAGCUCUUCUUCACAACGGGGCACCCCGAGGACCCGGACAACAGGUGGCUAAUCGAUAAGGUCCUCACCAAGCCUUGCAAUGGCCUCGUUCUACUCCACCGCCUGCCCGGCAGCGGCUACUAUGUCUACAACGCAAGCACCGGCGUGCUUCUGCCCCUCCCUGACAGCGACGAUCGCCGGUGGGGCAUGGCCAUGGGCGAGUCCUACGGCCUGGGCUACAGCCCGAUCACCAAGGAGCACAAGGUGGUGCGGCUCUUUAACUCCGGCUCCACCCCCUGUUGCGAGGUCUUCUCGCUCGAUGUGUCGAUGCAGUGGAGAGUCGUCCCUCGGCAGACUCCCCCCUCACGCGUCCCUGUGCGAGUUCAUCCUGCCGUGUUCUGUGAUGGGUACCUGCACUUCCUCCAGGGUCGUGGCGGCAGCAACAUCGUCACCUUCGAUGUAGGCGACGAGACCUUUGGUCUGCUGGCGACACCCCCAUCAGCACAAGGCAAUGAUGUUCCGCUCGAGCUGACGGUACUCGGCAGACGCUUGUGCAUGUGUGUCUUCCGCGGCGGUCGAGGAAGCGACGUCGACCCUUACUGCAUCUGGCGGCUGGCCUGUCGAGAUUCCGGGCAAUGGGAGAAGCUCUACCGCGUGCUUCACCCACAGACCUGCAGGCCCCAGCUCGACCUGCUGCGGGUACCCUGGAUUUCUCCCCUCGAAACCUACCUAGCGGGCAAUGUGCAGAAGAUCAUGUUCGCCACGGAGGUGGGCGUGCUCGCGUUCGACCUCCAAGGCGGCGGCGGCGUCCCAGAGGUGCUGGUCUCGCCGACGGAGAUCGUUUCCGCCGCCGAACAAGCCAAGAUUUCCUACAGCACCGCGGGGUUGCUGGAGGAGAGCCUCGUGCCCGUGGGCCGCACGAGCGAGGAGAUCGCCUUCUCCUCCCCAUGGAGGAAGGCGUGGUCGGACGUCCUCAAGUGGCGACCCGCACGGUCGGUUGCCUCCCUGGCGCACGUGUGCAAAGGGUGGCGCGCGGUGAUCGAGAGCGACCGGUUCGCCCGGACGCACGCGCUCCACGCGAACCUGGGCAACAAGAGCCCUCGGCUCAUGCUCGUCCUCCUCCGCCCCUUCUUGAACGCCCUCGACUUCUACCCACUGCCACUGGUGUUCCGCCGGAGCAUGCAACAGGAGAUCCCUAGCCUACACGAGACGUCUAUGUCGACGGUGUGCUCCAGGCCCUGCCACGGCCUCGUCCUCGUCACCCACAUGGACGGCGGCUCCCGCGUCGACUUCGUCUGCAACCCUAUCAGGAACUACGGAUGCCGCGUAAAAACAGACCCACCAAAUUCUCCUUAUUCUGAUGGCUGGAUAGGGUUGGGUUACGACCUGCGUAGGAACGAGCACGUGCUGGCACGCCUCGUCCGUCCUGAGACUGAGACGGGCUCUCGACAUCACCAACCGAUGAAGUGCUACGUCCAGCUCAUGGGCAUCACGCCGUCACCGUGGAUCCCAAUCAGCCCCCCGCCAAGGCCGCCGGCGGUCGACAUGCAGCCUGCCUAUGCCGACGGGAAACUCUACUGGAUGGUGGAAGACGACGGCGACGAUGAUAAACCAGCUUCAAGCCGGUGUGAGCUGCUGGCGCUCGACGUCGGCACGCGGGAGUUCGCGGUGCUGCCAGGGCCGCCAUGCGACCGCGGCCAGAUCACGUCCAUUGCCGAGCUCCAAGGGAACGUGUGCGUCGUGUGCUCGGACACGGGCGCGAACGCCAUCGACGUGUGGACAUUGGGAGGUGCAGCGGGCUCUUGGUCGGCAUGGCCUUGCCGUAUCGAGCUCGGGGAGUUUCGGCAGCUGUACCCGUCGGCGGAGACCAGGCUGUUGGCCGUUGAUCCGAAGGACGGGAGGGUGCUUCUCAGCACGGGGAGAGUGUUGGGAUACUACAACCCCGAGACACGGGCGUUGCAGACCGCCUACUGUAUUUCAUCAGAAGACCUACAGGGUAUGGUUGCUCCGGCGGUCUGCCAUGAAAGCUUGCUCCGUCCACGGAUUUAGGCACAUACCAUCUAUGUAGCGGCAAAGCACCUUUGCCUCCAAUGUACUCUUAACUAGUUUCCUACUAGAGUAUUUUGUAUAUGUACGUUUUAGUCCUUUUGAGACAACUGCGUGCGGACUA